This is a messenger RNA of Malurus melanocephalus (red-backed fairy wren), 7030 nucleotides long. RefSeq names its product ectonucleoside triphosphate diphosphohydrolase 1 (gene ENTPD1). Gene Ontology annotation, biological process: nucleoside diphosphate catabolic process. The record is from RefSeq and is a predicted model, not a curated record. Gene Ontology annotation, cellular component: plasma membrane. Gene Ontology annotation, molecular function: GDP phosphatase activity; UDP phosphatase activity. NCBI's taxonomy places the organism in Eukaryota, Metazoa, Chordata, Aves, Passeriformes, Maluridae.
AGGAGGGUGAUGUGUGUGUCCCCUCUCCAUGUCAAACAGCAGCACUGACUGCUCCCCUGCCCUUUCCCUGCCAUCACUGCCAGGAGAACUGCACAGACACAAACUCCUGCAGUCAGGAAAUGUGCACAAGCAUUGCCAGAGCCCCUCUCUCCUGUUCACAGGUACCAAACCAAAGAUGUCCUCGACAAGAAUGAUUCUACUCAUCCUGGGAUUCCUCUCGACUUUGGCUGUAAUUGCUUUAAUUGCUGUAGCAGUGACCCAAAACAAGCCACUUCCGAAGAAUAUUAAGUAUGGGAUCGUGCUGGAUGCGGGGUCRUCCCACACCAACCUCUACGUGUACGAGUGGCCAGCAGAGAAGGAGAAYGACACUGGGGUGGUGAGGCAGGUGGAGGUGUGUAAAGUUGAAGGCCCUGGGAUCUCAGGUUACUCCCAUGCCACAGAGAAGGCAGGUCCCUCUCUGGCACAGUGCCUACAACAAGCAAAAGAGGUGAUUCCCUCAGCACAGCACAAAGAGACACCCGUCUACCUCGGAGCAACUGCUGGCAUGCGGCUUCUCAGGUUGCAGAAUGAAAGUGCAGCCGACAAAGUCUUGUCCUCAGUAGAGAAGACACUACGCUUAGCUCCCUUCAACUUCCAGGGUGCCAGAAUCAUCACUGGGCAGGAAGAAGGAGCCUAUGGAUGGAUCACCAUUAACUACCUUAUGGGCAACUUCAAGCAGUCUGGCUGGAAAAAGCUUCUACACUCCCUGAAAUCCUUAAGUGAGACAUCAGGAGCACUAGACCUUGGAGGAGCCUCAACACAGAUUACCUUUGUAUCAAAGGAUCUCUCUUCUGAGUCCCCRGAGAACCAGCUCUACUUCCGUCUCUAUGGCAAGGAUUACCAAGUGUACACACACAGCUUUCUCUGCUAUGGCAAGGACCAGGCUCUGCAGCAGAAACUGGCCAAGGACCUAACGACCAUGGAGAACAGCAACCUCCACGACCCGUGCUUCCACAAGGGUUAUCAGAGGACUAUAAAUAUAAGUGACUUCUUCAAAAACCCUUGCACAUCAGACAAGAAAAARGAAUUACCUUUCAAUGAGCUGUACAUAGAGGGAGAGGGGAACUAUCAAAAGUGCCGAGAAAGCAUUCAGAAACUCUUYGACAAAACCAAUUGUCCUUACUCCAGUUGCUCCUUCAAUGGGAUAUACCUACCUCCAUUACAAGGGGACUUUGGGGCUUUUUCUGCUUUCUAUUUUGUGAUGAACUUUUUGAACCUGACCAGUGAGCCAAACCCCCUUGCCCUGCGCACAGUGACGAGCACCAUUGAGACCUUCUGCGCCCGGCCUUGGCAAGAGGUGAAAAYAGAAUAUCAGAACAUCAAAGAAAAGUACCUGAGUGAAUAUUGCUUCUCUGGAGCCUACAUCCUCUCUCUGCUGGAAAAUGGCUAUGAGUUCACUGAAAAUAACUGGCAAAUGAUCCACUUCCUUGGAAAGAUYGGCAGCAGUGAUGCAGGCUGGACCCUGGGCUACAUGCUGAACCUGACCAACAUGAUCCCUGCAGAGGAGCCGGCCGGGCCCCCUCUCUCCCACGGCAGCUACGUGGGGCUGAUGGUGCUGUGCUCCCUCGUGCUGGUGUCCGUGCUCCUGUUCGCCUGGCUGCUCUUCCACAAGCCCAAGUGCCUGCAGAAGGGGAUUGUUUAGGAAGAACCUGGAGGGGAGAGGAGCCUUGUCAUCCUGGCUGCUGAGGGCUAGGAGACACCAGYAGAGCCACCUGUACUGCAGAGUCCCUCUCACUGAAGUUACUGACUGUACAACAAGGGCAUUUAUUUCUUCUGAAUCACACUUGCACUGACAGAUGCUGGGACAUCAGGCUCGCCACCUUUCUCUGCYGAGGACAGACAAGCUGGUGUCCCCUCCUUGAAUGGGUCGUACUUUCAUUCAAUGAAACUUUGCUGCUUGUUGGUUUCUGCCUUGUGCACAGCAUUAUAAAGAGAAAAGUGGCAGCAAUCUUUGGGAGCCAGUGCUCCUGCAAGGGUUAUCUCAGGGUCACACACCCCACUGAGCUCUUGGGAGCUGUCACAUACAGGGUGAUCCUGCUCCCUCUCUGCUGAAGCUGUUCCCAAGAGCCCUUUCAGCACCAGCACAUCUCUGCUCACCCCCUGCGCCCUGAGCUCUCACAGCCCUGCAGCCGGGUACAGCGCUCGCUCCUGCUUGGCCCCUGAAAGAGGGUCAGGCGCUGGGAAAAGAAGGGAUGAGGAUGAAGAAACUGAGUGUGCUGGUGGUCAGCAGCCCUUAGCUGGGCUCUGUUGGCCGUCAGCUCCUUUUGCAGGUGGCCAAAGGCCUUUUUCCCACGUCUUCCUGAUGUUGUUGCUGGACCAAAGCUGGCUCGCUGUUGCACUGAGCCRUUCCCACAUCCCGAAGGUACAUCAAGCCACAAGUUCCCAGCCAGGCAUUGCUGGGUUUGGUAGGGACAGCUUGUACUGGCCCGGGUUCCUUGGCCAGGAGUGAUUAUUUAUGCCUGCAGGGACUCUGCUGUGAUCAGUGUGCCCUCAGGCCCAGACCCACUGAGGCAAUCCAGGGUCACCGUGCUGAUAACACAGCAGCCUCCAAUCUAGGGAAAACGUGCAUCAGGUAAUGUUCCUGUGGGCAGCUGGCAGCAGUUCACCAGCAGGGGUGUGCACAGAUUGAAAUACUCUUUCCACCAGCAAAAUUAGAGAAGAUUUGCCUUUCCUUCCCUCAUGGCACAGGCUUAUCCUAUGGCCAUAAGACCCAGGGCUUGUGAGUGCACAUAUUGCAGCCCGUCUUCUCGCAGACAGCUAGGACAAUGCCACUGAUUGAGUUUAUGAAUUUUUUUUUUUUUCCAUUUUUCCUUUUCUCCUUCCAAGAAAAAGAGAGGUAAGUCAGAAAUCCAUUUUUGUAAAAACAUUCAGAAACCACUGGUGCCUGUCUACCUCCCUCAAAAUCUCAGAAAUCUCUUCUCAUAAUGAUCUGUAAGUGUGAAGGCCAAAAGAAAGCAGAUUGUAGAGAGAAAGGCAUAGCAAACACACACAUUCACCAGUUUCCCCAAGCAAAGGUGUAGGCAGUGUGGAGGGGUCAGGAGUUGCAACCCCAAUAAUGCCUUUUYCUUUAGGCAAGCACAGACACAGAGCUCUCCCAGCCUGUCCCUCUGCACAGUCCAGGCUGGAAAAUGUCACCCCGUUUUUUCUACUUCAUGCCUGGAAGUAGAAGCCCUAAUAUAAUGAAGGACCUAAAGGUAAGGGCAGAUCAUUGCUCUUCCAAAAAUCUCUGUCUUAUUUUUGCUCUAAAUUAGCUGGCUUCAGCUUCUGUUGGAUCUUGUUCUGCCCAUUUCUGAAAGACUGAGUAACUCUGCUAUUAAAACACCUUUUUUCCUUGUUGGUGCUUGGAAGUUGUCAUUAAAUCGUACUAAAUAGAUUGAUUUUCAAUCUGUAAAGCACUCUGUGCUCACCUCACUUGUAGCUCUUGACUCCACUUCUUUUAAAAGUUUUAUAUUGUUCUGAAACUUGGACACCAAAGUUCUCAGYAAUGAGUGGUAGUAGAGUCACCAAUAGUGUAUAAAUCUGGUUUUGAUCUAUAUUCUAUGUUCCCCACUCAUAUAUCUCUGGUCCGGGUUCUGCUCACUUAACAGAAAUGUUUUAGGCUGUUGAGUCCAGCUGGACUAUUGCAAUUCAGUCUUGUUUUCCAGUCGUUGCAUUUCAGAACAGCYUCUGUCUCACAUCAUACAUCACUGUCUCUCGAUAUGAGCCAUUUUGCCUUCCAUGUGGCUCCACUGAAACAUGUGCUGUUCAAACAACAUUUCCCCAGCAGGYUAUCCAGCUCAGUCAGCAAAUGACACUUCACCAGCUCUGAGUCCAUUGGCCAGUUUUUGUUUUAUCUGCAAACACACUGCGGUGUCAGAAUUCAGGAGUCUUCCUUCUGCUGUUUGCAGCAAAGAUAGGUUGAUGAGGGAUGAACAGAAGUUUAGGUCGUGGCUGGAAGGCGUGCAGGAGAAACUGCAGCUCCGACAGUCUCAUUUGCAACACACCMCACCCACCCAGUGCCAGCUCCCGUGUGCACGGAGUCUUUGUAGCAGAGCAGAUGCCCUGGAGGAGUUCCCCACUUGAGCUGGUGCAUCCUUCCUUCCCGUGAACAGCAAGGAAAUGGGCAGAAUGGCAAUUCCUCUGCUGAGACCUCGGUGGGGAUCUGGCAGCUGCUCAGUUGUGGCCAUGACAAGAGCCGGCAGAUCAUUAGGACAUGUCAGAAAUUGAUGCAAGAACUCCGUGUGGAAGCUGGUGUGGAAAGAAAGGUUCUGCUGGUCUGUUCUUCUGGUCUCUGCUAAGGAUUUAUGUCAAAGGGAAAUGGCAAAUACCUGGGAGAAGAGCUUUUACAGUGUUUUGUACCUUCAUUGCAAGUCCCAUAGUAUUAAUAUUGUUAGCUCCUGAUUCUGGAGCCAGGUGAGCAGCUGGCAUCUUCACUUGCUCCUCCUGUCUUAAUUAUCUCACUUUUUGGUUCGAGUUUUGGGGCUUUUUAAAGGUUUAAGUGUGGCUUAAGUGCAACCUAAAGACCCCAAACUUAGAUAAAAGCAAAAUACAUUAAARUAUUUUUAAACCUUAUGACUUUUAGACCCCAUUCUCCUGUUUCUCCAGGAUCAGAACUUCUAAGGUGACAACAGACAUGCAACUCGAGCAGGCUGAGGCUCCAGGAAUUGGUUGACUGAAGGCAUCCUGUCAGGGUGACACCAUUGCAUGUCACUGCCUGUAUGUGAACAUUCACAGAACAGCCUCUGAUUGUUUUCUCCCCAUUUCUCCCAUUAUUGCAGGACUUUAUUCAUGGAGGYUACUCAAAAUCCUUGGUCAAAGAGUUCAAAUUUAUGAGCAUUCAUUUCUUUGCUUUUGUGGUGCAUCUGAUCCAGCUGUAUUCAAAAUGUGUGUUCGAGAGCCACCGGUGUACAUGAAGGCCAYUAAUGAUAGUGAAGGGAGUUUCCAAAUGUGCCAGUAAUAAUGUAUCAUUUCUCUGGUUAAUACAGUUGAUCUGCCUCACUGAYAAUUAUCUGUGCCUUAUUUCUAAUUUGAUAGCUUCUGGCUUUAAUUUCCAGACACUGCCUGCUGUACCAUUUUGCUUUUCSCGGGUAAAGCAUCUUUUAACAUCACAUGUUCUUGUCUAGCAAAUAUUUAUUCACUAUUCAGCUCUGCUGCACUGCCAAGACUCCAGACCUUGGUCUCUCCUAGAAGAGAGAACUCUCCUGGGCUCCUAGGAAGCUCUGAGUGUGCUGCAGCAAGGYGGGAUGAGUGUCUCCAGUUUGGGUUCAAAUGCUGAUUGGUCCAUUUUUGGGGAAGUUCCUUGCAGAGGGAUGUGAUGGGUUUGCAGGGUGCAGGAGCAGCCUGGUCUUGCUGGGACUGAGGAGCUCUGUGAGUCAAGUGUGGGGCAGAGCUCUCAGAACCUGUCAGAAGAGAGAGCCUGGAUACCUGCAGCACGCUCACCUCUUACAGGAAAGCUGUUCCCCACCAARGCUCAAAGUACCCUUCACUCUGCUCCCUGAUAAGGCUGCCUCUCCUCUGUGCACAGGCUACAGCUGAUUUUUCCAGCCCUACAGCARAGUGCAGUGGGGCCUCCAUUUGCAAGCAAGCUCUCAGAAGUGGGGCCAUCACCUCUGCAGUGGCGGCUGAUUUGAAGUGCUGGCCCUGGCCAGGGCUUUCUGGUUGCUCCCAGAGCAGUUCUGGGCCGGAUGUGUGCCCCUUCCUUCUCCACCCCRAUCCUUCCCAUGCUCUGUGCCAGGCAGGAUGUGUGGGCUCUGCAGGGCUGCCAGCUUUGUCACAGRCUCAACAGCCUGUUCAGGAGGCUCUGGGGAGGACAAACUGAGGACAACAGUCCCUGCCACCCGGGCCAUGUGUUUUCCUUCUGUGGCCCAGCCCUGAAGAAAUGGAUCUUUGUUUUGAUGCACACACAAGUCUCUGUAUGCUUAUCAUAAUAAAGAUUUCUGAACUGAUGCCAGUUAAGUUUUCAUGCUGUUUUCCAGAAGAUGGGAGUUUGCCAGUAGUGGAAUGGAGCUUCUGGCACUAAACAUGGAAAAGUCCUGAGAUGUGAUUUCCUCCCUUGCCAGCUCCUUGAUGCUCUCCUGGGCCAGCUCUGAAGUUCCUGGUGGAUGGGUAGCAUCCCCUCCUGGUAGAGAAAGGCACUGUUGUGCUUCCCAGGCUCUGGGCACCUCACACAGGUUGCCUCACUCCCAGGAAGGCUGUUAGUGCCCAAACCACAUCUUUCCUUGCCUCAGCUUYAUCCUGACUUCCCCAAAACUGUUUGCUCUCCCUUGCUGUGARCUGGACAGGGGCAGUUCCCAUUUUCCCUCUCACUGCACCAGUGCAGCCCACCUUCCCAGCCCCCCAAACAGGUGAAGGACAGUGGCCCAUGCCCCUUGUUCACAGGGCUGCAUGUCUCUGUGUGCAGCCACAGCCRCAGCUCUGCCAAGGCAAACAUGCUUGUCAUGGUUUUAUUUUUCUUUCAGGACGCUCUCUUCGGAGUUUGCUCAUUCUUAUGGCUAUUAGCUUGAACUUUCCUCAAAUUUUCCAAUCUUCCUCUGUUAACAAUAUGGCCAGAAYGAAGAUGAACCCAUCAGAUGAAGUCUUUCCAUGGCCAGCUCCAGCGGGAUCAGCUCUUUGCUGCCUGUGACCAUCAGCAAUGCAGCAAUGGGGGGACAGGGCUUGCAUUCACAUUCCUCUCACUCUCACCACAGUGGCACAGAGCAUUUCUGCUUCCCCUCUUUAUCCCACUGCCUCAAGGUUUCUCCAUUUUUUAACAUCUGGGUGGGGGGUGGGGCAGUGUAUGAUCUAUCCCAGAUGUAUUAGCCAUAUUUUCCAAAUUAAGCCUUUAUUUAUUUCCUGCACUGUUUCUAACAUUUUAUAUUKUUUGAUUCUACUUUCGUUGGUGUUUUCAAACAUGUCCAAAUUUAUUACUGGAUUAAAGAUUCAUUAGGUUGUCAUUUUUCUAGAAUGUGUAAAGGCCGUGCUAGUUCAGAUCAAACAGGCAGCACACUGGCAUGCAUAUCCAGCUGUGUGGUGC